This is a messenger RNA of Nezara viridula (southern green stink bug), 1607 nucleotides long. The record is from the annotation of a GenBank genome assembly. NCBI's taxonomy places the organism in Eukaryota, Metazoa, Arthropoda, Insecta, Hemiptera, Pentatomidae.
UUUGAGUGUUUAAAUUGAAUUAGUUUUCGUUGAAUUAGGUGGUUUUAUGAGUUUAUUCCAAAUUUUUAGGCACUAUUACUAACAAGAAAGGAAAUAAAAAAAAAACUUUUUUUGUUGUAAUGACAGUGUUGUGCUAAUGUUGGAUGGCAGCUAUACUUAGGUCUUUGAGUUCUUGACACAAUUGUUAUCAAAUUUACAUUUUGAUGAGUCAUUUUUAGAUUUUAUAUCUAAUCGAAUAUAAUGAUGAGAGUCACCUUGAUUUUCUUACAUCAAGUCUUUUACCUUUUAUAUCUUGGUGAAACGAGCUUGUCUAGGUAAUAUCAUUCUUACACAAUGAUGCCUAUUCCCAAUAGUGAAAUUGAGAUAUCUGUUCCAUGGGGUAAAAUUUCAGGUAAAACUUGGGGAGAUAAAUCCUGUUCUCCCAUUUUGGUUUUACAUGGAAUCCAAGACAACUGUGGCAGUUUUGAUCGCCUUAUUCCAUUGUUGCCUAGAGCAUUUUAUUAUGUUUGUAUAGAUCUUCCAGGUCAUGGAAUGUCAUCUCAUUUUCCUCCUGGUUUACCCCUUGAAUUUAUAAAUUAUGUGUAUUCCGUUAAACUAGUUGUGGACCACCUUAAAUGGACCAAAUUUAAGAUGAUUGGUCACAGUCUAGGAGCUCAGAUUACUGUAUUUUUUAGUUCUCUAUAUCCAAAUUUUGUGGAAAAAGCUGUACUUAUAGAUGGUAUUACCCCAAUCAUUAUCGAUGUUGAAAGGACUCCAUCUCAUUUAAGAAGUAUAUACAACAAUUUACAAACUUUAGAAAAAAAUAUUUUAAAUAAGAAACCUCCAUCCUAUACAUAUGAAGAAGCUCUUAAAAGGCUUAUCAGCAGUAGAAAAACAGAGAUUAGCAAGGAAUCUGCAGAAUGUUUGAUUAAAAGGGCUCUUGCUCCUUCUAAUGAUGGAUACAUGUUUUCUUCUGACCAACGUUUAAAACUUUUUUUGCGACCAUGCCUUACAAUGCAACAAAUGAAAAGUAUCAUAAAUUGCAUGGUAUGUAAAACUUUGAUGAUAAUUGCUCAGGAUACAUAUGAUCUCAUUGAUGAAGUUUCUGAAGAGUUAUACCAUGAAAGAUUAAAAGAAUUUUUUUCAAAAAAUCCUCAUUUGAAAAUGUAUUUAGUUAAAGGGAAUCAUGAUGUACACAUGAACUUCCCUCAAAGAGUAGUACCUUAUGUUACAGCAUUUUUGUUAGAGCCAAAUAAGAGUUCCCUGUGAUGCUUAAAUCUGUAAUAAGACUUAUUAGUUUGGAAACAUUUAUUUUUUAUACGUAGUAUGAAAUUUAUAUGAUAUUUAAGAAAGAAAUGGUGUGGGUGUCAGUCAGAAAACAAUUUGAUUGGCUGAUGUCUGGCUCAUACAACUAUUUUAUCCAAAGUUGCAAUGUGAUCCAAACAUGGCAUUGAAUAAAUAAUUAGUAAAUGUUCAAUGUUCUGACCCCAUACCAUCUUCUUGGUUUAUUUUUAAAACCUUUGUUUUAUAUUUGAAUUAUAUAAUUGUUAUAUUUAUAUAAAGAGUAAUUAUUUUUUAUUGUUAUUUUAACAUUACUGAAGUUAUUUAAUAAAAUUAUUUUUUAUAUA